This is a messenger RNA of Jaculus jaculus (lesser Egyptian jerboa), 1113 nucleotides long. RefSeq names its product extensin-3-like. Lineage: Eukaryota; Metazoa; Chordata; Mammalia; Rodentia; Dipodidae. The coding region runs from base 1 to 1113 and encodes 370 amino acids. The transcript has 3 exons. The record is from RefSeq and is a predicted model, not a curated record.
AUGUACCAGCCACUCGCUGUGUACCAGCCAUCCACUGUGUACCACACUACCACUGUGUACCACACAUCCACUGUGUACCAGACAUCCCCUGUGUACCACACAUUCACUGUGUACCACACAUUCACUGUGUACCACACAUCCACUGUGUACCAGACAUCCCCUGUGUACCAGACAUCCCCUGUGUACCACACAUUCACUGUGUACCACACAUCCCCUGUGUACCAGACAUCCCCUGUGUACCAGACAUCCCCUGUGUACCACACAUCCACUGUGUACCACACAUCCAUUGUGUACCAGACAUCCCCUGUGUACCACACAUCCACUGUGUACCACACAUCCACUGUGCACCACACAUCCACUGUGUACCAGACAUCCACUGUGUACCACACAUCCCCUGUGUACCACACAUCCACUGUGUACCACACAUCCCCUGACAUCCCCUGUGUACCACACACCCCCUGGUACCACACAUCCACUGUGUACCAGACAUCCACUGUGUACCACACAUCCACUGUGUACCAUUCACUGUGUACCACACACCCCCAGUACCACACAUCCACUGUGCACCACACAUCCACUGUGUACCACACAUCCACUGUGUACCACACAUCCACUGUGUACCACACUACCACUGUGUACCAGACAUCCACUGUGUACCACACAUCCACUGUGUACCACACAUUCACUGUGUACCACACAUCCCCUGUGUACCAGACAUCCCCUGUGUACCACACAUCCACUGUGUACCACACAUCCACUGUGUACCAGACAUCCCCUGUGUACCACACAUCCACUGUGUACCACACAUCCACUGUGCACCACACAUCCACUGUGUAUCACACAUCCACUGUGUACCACACUACCACUGUGUACCAGACAUCCACUGUGUACCACACAUCCCCUGUGUACCACACAUCCACUGUGUACCACACAUCCCCUGACAUCCCCUGGUACCACACAUCCACUGUGUACCACACUACCACUGUGUACCAGACAUCCACUGUGUACCACACAUCCCCUAUGUACCACACAUCCACUGUGUACCACACAUCCCCGGUACCAGACAUCUGCUGUGUGCAGGACAUCUGCUGUGUGCUGGACAUCACUACAUAA